Betta splendens (Siamese fighting fish) is the source of this 2550-nucleotide messenger RNA. RefSeq names its product actin-binding LIM protein 1-like. Lineage: Eukaryota; Metazoa; Chordata; Actinopteri; Anabantiformes; Osphronemidae. The coding region runs from base 48 to 1976 and encodes 642 amino acids. The record is from RefSeq and is a predicted model, not a curated record. The transcript is spliced from 19 exons. Gene Ontology annotation, cellular component: actin cytoskeleton; stress fiber. Gene Ontology annotation, biological process: cilium assembly; lamellipodium assembly. Gene Ontology annotation, molecular function: actin filament binding.
UUAGAAAGCAUCGCAAUACCUGACGUCAACCUCUCGACAUUCGCUUUAUGGUUUCCCGCUCGGAGCCCACCGGCGGCCUGAGCCACUUGGCUGAAGUCCUCGACAGGACGAGCAUGUCCGGCCUCCUGAACCUCAACAGCCUGGGCAGGAUCUGCGGCUCCAGUCACGGCAGCGACAUGGUGGUUCUGGACCGGGUCAAGAGGAAGAACUCUGUGAGGCGCAUGUCAAUUAUUGAGAAUGGGGAGCUGGCAGAAGUUCUCUACCUCAUUCCUAAACAGUGCAUGAUGGAGCAGCUGCCUUUCAUCAACCCCAAUGACUACAUCCUAUGUGAGAAGCUGGCUGGAAUACCUGCAGAGAUGAUGGUGCUGCACUCUCAGGACGAGCAGCCCAGUCCUCCGGCGGCGAAGCGGGUCAUCAGGUGCAUCAGAUGCGGGGAAGCGUGCAAAGGAGAAGUGCUGCGGGUUCACAGCAGCCAUUUCCACAUGAGGUGUUUUACCUGCAAAGUGUGCGGCUGUGACCUGGCCCAGAGCGGCUUCUUCGCGAGGAACGGCGACCACCUGUGCCCGCUGGACUUCCAGCGGCUUCACGGCACGCUCUGCAGCGGCUGCGGGGAGUACGUGGAGGGGGAGGUGGUCACGGUGCUGGGGAAGACGUACCACGCGGCGUGCUUCGCGUGCACCGCCUGCAGGCGGCCUUUUCCUGCCGGGGGUCGCGUCACAUUCAGCGGGAGCGACCGCCUGUGCCAGCGCUGUAGCCGCCCCGCGUCGCCCACGCCCGGACGCUUCAGCCGUUCCAGUAACUGCUCGGGUUGUGGGAGAGACAUCAAGAACGGCCAGGCUCUGCUGGCGCUGGGCAGCCAGUGGCACCUCGGCUGCUUCAAGUGCAAAGCCUGCAGGAAAGUGCUGAGCGGCGAAUACAUCAGCAAGGAUGGCGUUGCCUACUGUGAGAGGGACUACCAGAGGCAGUUCGGGCUCCUGUGUGAAACCUGUCAGAGGUUUAUAACCGGAAAGGUCCUAGAGGCGGGACACAAGCAUUUUCACCCCAGCUGCGCCAGAUGCAGCCGAUGCGACAGGAUGUUCAAGGAAGGAGAGGAAAUGUAUCUACAAGGAUCCACAAUUUGGCACCCCGACUGCAGAGACGGGAGCAGAGCGGAGGACGGCUUCAGGGUGAACCGGCCAAAAACAUCCUGUCUCGAUUUCUUUUUCCCUCCACGUGAACUCAAGCCCACUAGAUCCUCAUCUGAAAGCUCCUGCUCGCGUCCAGGCUCGUGCACUCCAGGAAGUCCUGGUCGAAGCAUCUGCGCAAAAGUAGAUAAUGAGAUCAUUGAUUACAGAGACUUAGCGGCAAUUCCUAGAGUCAAGGCUAUAUAUGACAUAGAGCAUCCUGAUAUGAUAUCCUAUAAGAAUGACAAGUCACCUGCUUUGGACAACAAAGGCUACAGACAGGACAGGCAGAGCCCUGCAGAGACACAAGGAAACAUAUCUGAAGCCGCUGAGGAGAGCACUGAAAUGAGGCUGCAUAUACCCAAAGCUUCUAGUCACGGCUCCGUGGGCGUUCACUCACUGUACAGUCGUCACAGUUACACGCCAACGCUGUCCAGGUCACCACAGCACUUUCAUCGACCUGGGCUGAAGCUUUCACCCUCUUUAUUCUCUGACAACACCUUCCCAGCCUCCCCUUUAUGUCUCCACUUUCCCCCUCACACCAAAGAUGAAGGUUUCAACAUGUACAGAAAACCUCCCAUUUAUAAACAGCAUGAUCCUAAUUCUUCAUCAUCCCAAACAUGCUCUCUACCAGGAUACGGCCUCAAUGGCUCUAAUCCGCUACUCUCAGCUGAUUUCUCCCAGAGUGACAGAUUCAGAGAUGUAAAGGUACGUGAAAGGACCCCUUUUAGAGUUUUUCCAUUCCCUGUUUGGUUUAUUGCAUUUCAUACUGUAUGUCUGAGCUCUGCUCAUUGUGUGCAUCAGCAUGUUUAGAGAAGUAUGCAGCUUUAACUUAGUUUAACUUUAGCUUGCAUAAAGCCUUAUUAAGCCCUGUGUCCUAUUUAUGCUUUACAUUAAUUCUGCCUUGACCUCUCCCAUAUUUGCAUGUGCUGGCCUCAUCCCAUAGUUUAUCCAUGACCAACAUCCAUUAGCACGAAUGGACAGAGGAGCAUCUUUGCCUAAUUUGUUGGAACCACAAGCAAGUAUUUUUUUAUGGUCAUUCAAAAUUUCCAAAUUCAAAAAACCUUUUUAAUCCCAGAGGGAAAUUGCUUUGCCCACUGAUUGCUUGCACAGACAGUCAUGUUUUUGUUUCUAUUUGUUUCUCUGCAGAAUGAAUGAACAAAUCAUGUUUAGGUGUAGCUUUCUGUAUGUAAUAAUUGACUUACAAAGCAUUCUCAUCCAGUCUUUGUUUGGUAAAGGUCUACCCUUAUGAAAUGCUCGCGGUUACCAACAGAGGACGAGUAAAGCUUCCUAAGGAUGUUGAUAGAACGAGACUUGAGCAUCACCUCUCUCCAGAUUCUUUCUUUGCAAUUUUUGGAAUGAAGAUUCAGGAAUUCGAAAAACUUCC